AUUUCACUUGGCAAAAGAAACAUAAACAAUUAUUUAUAACGAAUUGGGAUGUUAUUAAUUUUAUUGUAUUGUGCAGUGAGUUUCUAGUAAUUGGGGUUUGAUAGUAUACCUGACGCAAUGCCACCACAGACCACCACACCGAUAUGUGCAGAUCUGGCGAGAAACAUAGAAAGUGAACAUCAUGCUACUACAGUACAGAAAGAAAAGUACUAUAAGUCAUAUUUUGGCACGUUUGGAGCAGAGUUAAAAUGGGUUAACAUAAUCGCCAUCUUCGCUUUACACGCAUUGGGCUUUUGGGUAGUGUUUGCUUUCCCAUAUUGGUAUCACAAAAGGUUGUUCGUUUAUGGUGUAUUCAUUGGUCAAUUGACUGGCUUAGGUAUAACAGCAGGCGCACACAGGUUAUGGACGCAUCGCUCUUACAAAGCUAAACUUCCAUUGCGAAUUUUUCUGAUGCUCUGCUUCUCAUUGGCCGCACAGAAUGACUUAUUCGAGUGGGUUAGAGAUCACAGAGUACACCACAAAUAUUCAGAAACAGAUGCCGAUCCGCAUAAUGUGAAUAGAGGUUUCUUUUUCGCCCACUGUGGAUGGUUGAUGAUGAAGAAGCACCCUGAAGUAAUAAGAAGAGGAAAGGAAAUUGAUAUGAGUGACAUUCUGGAAGACCCGGUUGUACAAUUCCACCUAAGAUACUUCACACCAUUAAAAAUAAUGAUCGCGUUCGUUCUUCCUUCCAUAAUCCCUCCGUUAUUGUGGGGCGAAGAUUGGUUUUGGUCAAUAAUGGCAAUUUCGGUCGCACGUUACGCACUUUCACUCAAUUUUACAUGGUCUGUCAAUAGUGCGGCACACAUAUGGGGGAGCAAACCGUACGAUAGACAUAUUGCGCCCGGGGAAAACAUAUGGGUGUCAAUGGUAGCGAACGGAGAAGGGUGGCACAACUAUCAUCACACCUUUCCCUGGGAUUAUAAAACGUCGGAAUUCUUUAACGUUAACUCUACGGCACGCUGGAUAAGGUUAUUUGAAAAGAUGGGCUGGGCGUAUGAUUUGAAAUCCGCCUCAAAGGAGUUAAUCGAAAAGGUGGCCAAAAACCGUGGAGAUAGAUCUAGAUUUGAGGACAUCCACUUUGAAGUGAACGAAAACGGGGACGUGGUUAAUAAUUGAAAAUUAUUAUUUGCUAACCUCUGUUUUUGUUAAACUUCAUGCCUGGAAAUAAGGAAAGGGAGAUUGUAGAUGAUUGAUAAUUGUUAUU
Messenger RNA from Photinus pyralis (common eastern firefly), 1243 nucleotides. RefSeq names its product stearoyl-CoA desaturase 5-like. Gene Ontology annotation, cellular component: endoplasmic reticulum membrane. The coding region runs from base 118 to 1155 and encodes 345 amino acids. Gene Ontology annotation, biological process: unsaturated fatty acid biosynthetic process. Gene Ontology annotation, molecular function: iron ion binding; stearoyl-CoA 9-desaturase activity. The transcript is spliced from 6 exons. Lineage: Eukaryota; Metazoa; Arthropoda; Insecta; Coleoptera; Lampyridae. The record is from RefSeq and is a predicted model, not a curated record.